ACGUAUUCACUGUUGUCUAGAAAUAUUUUCAUAAUGACCUUUCGCAUACUGUACAGAAUUAUUGUUGUGUCGUGAGCAUAGCUUUGUAAAUACUGUAUCAUAUAGCUUAUAUUGACUAGAGCUUUCGAGGACCAAUAACGUUGUUUUUCGUAUCGACUUGUAGUAGGUGAAGGUAAAGUGUUACCAUUGAGGAAAUAAACUUGGUAGGACAGGGUCAUCCCAAUGACAUAAAACUACACUUUUACAGAGAUAUAUUAUUAUGAUGGAUCCCGACAGCUCCAGCGAUAGUAACAGGGAUACACCUAAGGAGCUGGGUGAGGUCAUCACUCGCCCAGACACCCCGGGUCCAAUGCCUACCUACCAUUACCCACGGGACACACUUUUCGAACUCCAGUUUUGUCCUUUAGCCAAGAAGAGACCUGCUUGUCUGUCAGAAGAAUUCAACACCAUCGAUGGAUUGUGGGACCCUGACAGGUGGUCGAGAUCAUUUGACACAUCACGAAACAACUCUCCACUCACUGUGGGUGAUCGUGAUAAGAAACGCAUGGAGAUACAAAUUGAGAGAGAUUACUUGAUGAGAAGAAGACCAUCCGCAGAUCCUAAAGAACGACUGAAAGAGGAAAAAGAUGGGAUAGUUUUGAGUCCACAACGAAGAAGCUUUGGUACUGGUUGUCAUGUAACACAGCCAACAUUGACUCGUCAGAUUAGUUGUCCCUCUGACUUCAAGGAUGGAAGCGACCGUGAUAGAGGACCCAGGAGAAUUGGAAGUGGACGAAUCCAGCUUGAUCGUGACCGGGGUGAGGUAACACGUGAACGAGGUGGAGGGGAGCGAGAUUUUCGUGCUAUCAGAGAUAGAUUUGACCGUGAUGACAGAGACAGAGACCGGCGCUAUGAUCGUGAAUGGGAGAGAGAAGGUCGUGACAGUCGGGAAAGUCGUGAUCCACGUGACCGUGGGUUCAGAGGAGGGUUUGACGACAGAGAGAGUCGGAGAGACUUUGGAAAUCGACAUUUCACAUCAAGAGACGUGCGACGGAAAGACUUUCAUCAGGAAGAUGAACCUGAAUGGUUCACAGAGGGUCCCAUUAGUCAACAGGAUACAAUUGAGCUAAGGGGCUUUGAGCGGGAAAAGGAAAAGGAGACUCCACGCCAGAUAAAGGAGGUUGAAGAGGAAGAUGCAGAUGAGAGUGCCCAGGAGGAACACAAGACUGGUGUGGCUGACGUGGCAGACAGAAACGGGAGCCUCGAAACAAAUGAACCCAGUUCUCCUGAGGAAUCAAACCACUCUGACAGCAUGCGAACCACCAGUCCUCAUAACAAUAUCUUUGACUUCAAUGAGUUCUUCAAGAUUGAUAACCUGCCUGGAUUGAAUCAAGAGGGUCCAGUUGCCAGUGCUGACAUUCCUGUAGUACAGAGCCGGUUCAGUCAGUGGUUUGGAGCUAAACCUGGUGGCAGCCUGAACAGCAGCAGGCACAACAGUCGACACAACAGUCACCAUAACAGCCGGCACAACAGUAGACGCUCCUCACUCAAUGAUGAUUUCGGUUACAUUGUUAAUGAUCUCCUUGGCGGUACACGAAGCCCCAAUGUUGCUUCCCCUCCACCGGACCAGCCAAUGUUUGAUCAGUCAGUGUUUUCGCCAGCCAACAGCACUUUCGCAGAUAAACCUCAACAUCAUAGCAUUGACUUUACUGGACUGCAAAACAAGGAAGCCAUUGCUCCUAUGCUCAGUGCUAUAUUCCAGAAUAACCACGAAAAACAUCAGUUAGGAAGCACUAGCAGUAACUUUAGCACCCAAGAUGCAGAGAUUCAGCUGAAGGCAUUGCUGUUUGGGAAAAAGGACUCCACUCCCAGUAGUGGUACAGCUAGUCCUGGCAUGGGCUCUCCUCUCAAUGUCCCAGGAAGAGCAAAGACUGUAGCAGAACUAGAGGCUGAUAUGAACCAGCGGUCCAGUCGGUUGCCAGCACGCUGCUUCACGCCACCGCAGCAACCUGUUCCGCCCCCAGAUAUGCCGCAGAAUUUCCAGCGACAGCCACCAACACAGCCACAGCAGCAGCAGGUGCCAGCACAUUUCCAGCCACCACCACCAGAACUUUCGCAUACACCACAAUAUCAGUCACCUCCAGGGCAUCAACAGAUGACUCCACAUAACCUCCCUGUGCAGCAGCAAAUGCAUCCGCAGGAAAUGUCACCACAGGAGAUUCAACAACAGUUACAUCAACACCUACAGCAACAACAGCAGAUGCAGCCACAGCCAUUGACACCUCAGCAGAUGCAGGCCCACCUGGCACAGCAGCAACAUCCAUCCAUGCCUCAGGUGUCCAUCCACCAGAGUGCCCACUCCACACCACGUGGAAGUCAAGAUGAGGGUGAUCUAACAGCAUUCAACAAGUUGCUUAGUCUGAUGAAAGCAGGAGCUGCUGCAGCUGUGGAAUCUCCUCCAAAGAUUGUUGGGAGACCAGGACAAGCUGUAUCUCCACCCCCACAUAUGGCACAGCCACCAGCUCCAAUGUCACAUCCACCCAUGCCUCCAUUAACCAACUCCCAGGCUGCUGCUGCUGCAGCUCAGAAUGAGUUUUUCCAGGCCUCCCCAUUUCAGGCAUUACAGAGGAAUAAGGAGCAACAGCUACAGAUCCGACAUCAGACUAUGAACCAAAUGAGGAUACAACAAAAGCCCAUUCCUUCCCAGCAGCUUCAGACUCCUCCUGCUCAGAUGUCACAGCCCCAGGGUAACCAGAACAACAGUGGUCAGCCAGUCAAUGAUCCCAUCAUCAAUUUCAUCAAGCAGAACCCUACUAUCAUCACCAAACCUGCCUCACCUACUCCUCCUCCCCAGGGCACUCCCCAACCGCCACAGACUGUAUCCUCUAUGAUGGGGAUGAUGCAGACCACCUCCACUCCACGGGCCCCCUCCCCUUCAGCUGGGCUAAUGGGGCAGAACCUGCUGUCACAGCCUCCCUCAUCACCACGCAUCGCUUCACCUAUCAUGUUUGGCCAACAGCCUCCCAUGCAUCUCAGUGCACCGUCUCCCAUCAACCCAUCACAAAUGGGCCAGUCGUCAUCCAUCACUGUUCCUGCAGGCACAACUCUCACAUCAACAGCUACAAUCCGACCACCUGUUGUGCCACGUGUGCCAAGUCCACAAGAGCUUAUAGCACACACUCAGGCCAUCAUGCAGACUGCGCUUCUAAAGAAACAGCUUGAAGAUCAGCGAGAGCGCUUUAUUAGAAAGCAACAAGACAGUGUGUCUUACAGGGCCAAAUCCCCCAACCCGAUGGUAUCUGUAAAGCCUGCAGGUCCUAAUGUUACCCAGACCCCUACCAUGUCCUUGGCUACAUCACCAGCCUGUCAGACUCCCAAGCCAUCAGUUAGUGCAGCUUUCACACCAACGUCAGUUAUGAAGAAAAUGCAUUCAGAUAAAGCAUCUGAAAAAGAGAAACAACGACAAGAUAAUGGUGAAGGUGAAAAUGCUUCAGAUAAUGGAGGUCCAGUGAAGCAGCUUAUUCAGCAGGACACCAGCCAUACUGCUGUAGAUAAUUUAGAAUUGAUUCAGAAAAUGAACAUAGAACAGCAAGCCAAAGAGAACUUGCCAGCUACUAUAAUGACAAGUAUGACAACACACUGUCAGCCCUCAUCGAUGCCUACAUCACAGUUCAGCAACCAUGACAUGAACAUCCCUGGUAUCAACUCAAUUGCAGCCUCAUUGGCUGGCCAUCAUGAUUCUGUAAGCUUGGCUGAACAACUGAGCCAGCUAUCGACACCCACAUCAGUCCAACCAAAGCAGCAGGCACGUGCCUUGAUUGGCAAUGGCGGGUUCCAGGGCACUCCUGGUCAGCCUGUAUCUGGCCCUGUGGCGACCCCAGGUCGACCAAUCGUUAAAGGCAUCACCAUCACCAGUUCUAGUGCUGUCAGCAGUGUAAUGACUCCUCCUAUGGGGAGGCCCAUGAUUGGGGUUCCUCAGAUGUCCACUCCCCAGCUUCAGAGCAAAACUGUUGAGGGCACACCCAUAUCACUGCAGACCCCCUCACAACCCCAUCUGCACCGAGCCAUCACAGGAGCAGCCAACCCCACAUCUGUCCCACAAGUACAGACCCCUGUAGUCCCCCAACAGAAACAGUUCAGUGUGUCUCCCAGUCCCCUCACCAGACCCAUUCCCCCUAUGGGGGCACAAUAUGGCAUUCCAAUCACGGGUCGGAUACCGGUACAACAAGCCAUGUCACCCAACCCUCUCCUCAUGCAGCAGAUGAUACAGAGCGGUAUCUCGCCCACAGCCGCAGCAAGAGUGAAUGCGUUGAAUCAGCUGAACCAGAUAAAUCACAUGAACCACUUAGCCAUGCAGCAACAGCAGCCAAGAAUCAUGGAUCCACGUCUUCAGGGGAUGAGGGGGGUUUACCCAACGGUCCCAAACCUCACUCCUCGUAGCUCUGUCAUUCCCACUAGUCUUGGUGUGCCUGUUCGCACACCUAUGGGGGUCAACGUGGCGAUUGGAAGGACAGUGUCUCCACACCCUCCUACACAAAAACUUAUUAAUGGGCCUGUGUCACCAGGAAUUCCCAUCCACACCUCUAUCCCCACCAGUUUACUCAAUGGAAACAACAACAUCACCAAACAAGAUCCAAACCUUGCCAAAUGGUUUGGUACAGAUGUCCUCAAACAACAGAUGACGUCACUACCCCCAUUACCUGGCUCCGGUCAGAGGAUGAUGACCUUGGAGGAGAUUGAACGCUGUCAGCAGCAAGCAGUCAUUAACUAGAGACCUGUGAAUACUGAUAUUCAGAUGAUUUUGAAACAUCCAGGAAAUCAUUAACAUUCUCUGCUGUAAAUUCUCCUGUCAAACCUGAUACGUUUUAGUGUCGUUUACAUGUGGUUUGUAAUAGUGAUUUUGUGUGGCAUUUUUAUUUUGUUUUUGUUAUAUUAAUACCACACUUCCAAUUACUACACAGGAUUAUCAGUUUUUUGCCUCCAGGGCAGGAAUAUUCUUCAAAAAUUUUCUUGAUCUCGUUUCUCCAUAUACUUAAGUGCUGGUUUAGUCCUGGUAUUACCUAAAAAAUGAAGUUUUUGUUCUACCUCUAUUGUGGGUUUCAACUGGAUUUAUUUUCAAUGUUUAUGAAAAGCCUAUAUUAGGUACAAUCAUAAAAGAAGAUAACAUCUGAUUAGUUGAUUUCCAGUAUUGAAGCAUAUGAGAUCUAAAAUACCUUUUGAUUUGUACAUGAAAUAGAUUUUUUUUACUAAUAUUUAACAAAAUAAACUUUGAACUCUUUUGAUUUUUUUUUAAUGUAAAAUAUAAUUGAAUUUGUGUAUUCCUAACUAUUUCUAUAUUCACACUGCUAUUCCAAUAGAAAAAGCUUGCAUGCAUAUAUUAUCAUGAUCCUUGUGAAAGUAUUUGGCUUUGUAAAAAGGCUGUUUAGCAAUUGUACUCUUGUUUUUCAUGUACACAUCCCAUGUGUGAUGCCAUUAUGAAUUCAUUUAGUGAUAUAGCGAUAUCCAAAUGUGCCAAGAUUUUGACUGCUAUAUAUGGAAGGGUAGGCAGUCGUACAGAUUGUGUUUGUAUAUAUAUGUGUGGAGGUCGGUUUAAUGCUUGAUAUAGACUGAAGUAGAUUCCUAGAAAACUCCAACUAAAAUAUCAGUUGUUAUUAACAUGUAGGUAGGUUUGAAUGUUCAUACUUCUGGCUAUUGGUGCAAAGCGUUUUUUUUUUUACAAAUUGCCAAGAAAAUAUUUCAUAUCAUUGCUUAAUAGGCAACAAAGCAGGUUUAAAAUAUAUCUAUAGAGACAGUAAAGCAUUGAUUUUGAUAUGCUUUUCAGUUUGAUUUCAGUAUUAUUUUUUUUCGUGUGCCACCAAGGCUUUGAUGUGAUUUGUUGUAGCAGAGAUUUUAAAUAGCAGUUAAUGAUUAUCAGACUUGAAAAAUUGUAAAGAGAACAAAAUUCGUUUCUGACUUUUAUGCUGGUUUACACAUCAAAAUGUUUUAAGGCUAAUCAACUAAUCAUGGUUGAAAAUUAUAAUUACAGAAACAAUGACUGAUAAAUAAGGCCAGUUUUUGUAUGUAAAGUUGACUUAUUUGUAGUUAUUGAAGGAAAAAUAAAAAAGUGGUUUCAGCUUAAGUCUAUAUCUGAAAGUACUGAAAUGAAACGAAUGAUACAAACGUUUUCAUUACAUAUGGCUAUUUCAACAAAGAGCUGGUGUUGUUGUUACAUAGCUAGUUAGAAAUGUACAUAAGCUUUUCACAACUUGUAGUGUUGUUUGUAUGAUUUUCAUAAUGACUGACAAGUGAAUACGUAUUUAAAUUUGAACGUUGAUAGACAACAAAGGAACCCGACAACAUAUUAAUCCACUGUUAUUUUUGUUCUAUUUUGUUUUCCUUUUGAAUGUGAAUUCUUAUAUUUGUGUGUGUGUAAAUAUGUGAAAUUCUUACUUGUAUCAAAACACUAUAUGAAAAAAUGUUGCUCAGUGUGUUUUUUUUUUCUUUUUUUUUUUUUAUAAAACAUUUUUGCCUCUUUUCUAUAUUUUAUUUAUUUUUCCUUUCAUGACUGUAAAUAAGUUAAAAUUAGACACACCUUCUUUGUAGCCAUGUUGUACCUUCUCUUUGAACUUACACUGGAGAUAAAAAGUCACCUUAAAAUGUUGUGAAACUAAUUACACUUUUGUCAAAAUAUAUGGGUAUCUUCGUUUAUUCAUAUUUUUAGCACACUUGAAAAGAGUUCACUUAAACAUGCAUAAAUUUUGAAAUUUUAUGUAAAUAAACCCGCAAAUGUACCCCUAAAUCGUGAACAGCAUAUCUGUAAGUGUUGCUAUUACAUAUAAAAUGUAAUGCUAUUAUUCUCUUAACUAGUCAGUUGGUUCAAUAUUUGUUCACUUGUAUCCUAGACACCAUCGUACCCCUGUAAAUUGUCAACCUAUCAUAGUUUAUUUUGCUUCUAAUCUUGUACAUGCUUGAUGUCAGUGUUUAGUCCUAAUUGUUAGCAGCAUAACAAAUAAUAAAUAUAAUUAUGAGAAAUAUAUCAUUUACUUGAUAAAGGAUAAUGCGGUUUUGUUUAUUCGAAUUUGAUGAUUUUUCUCGUUAUUUUUAAAUAUUUUUUUUGUACAGUAAUAUGCACAAUUCUGGGUCCAACCUAGAUCUAUUGAUAUCACAUUUCUGGCACUUCAUCACUCCUCCAUUGUCUUAUUGUUGUAUUCAAAUGGUGCAAUGAAAACUUUGAUAUGUCCACAUAAUAUAGUUUUAUUUUUCUUAGAUUUGAAAAUAUAGUUGGCCCACAUAUACAGCAAUAAUGAUUUAUGCACUUGAAGUGUGGAUGUGUACUUCCCACAUUCAGAUGGAGCUACAUACAUGGAAAUUCUUGAGAGUAUUGUGUGAAAUCUUGGUGAAACACUUCUAUACUGCAGAAUGGUAACAAAAAUUGUAACAGAGCGAAAAAGGGGUGGGUUGGGGAUAGAUUUCACUCUUCAAAUUUUUUCUACAGGAGAUGUACCAACCUCUGAAAGUACUGCUAAACAUAUUUUGUAUAGUUAAUAAUUUUCAGGAAGAUAAAUAUGUUAGAGAGUUUUACUUUUGUGUGGUUAGUACAUGCCCACACUUUGUUUAGUCAUCAUAUUGCUGUCGUGUGGCUUUUUCACCGCCUGACUCGCCUCACUGUGUAAAUUAUUUUUUGACACAGCUUCACACAUUGGUAGUGGUGGUUACACCAAGCCACAUCAAUCAUGUUUGUGUUGGGGAAAUGAAGUUGAAUUGUUUAAUGUAAUAACUUAUGCAUUCAUUGUACGUGUUAUUCUGAUAUAUUAGGGUUAGAUGUAAAUAUAACGUAAUUAUGUGUUUAUUGUCAUUGAAUAUUUGAAAUUUUUCAUCUCGUGUCCUUUCUUAACAAAGGAAAUUUUGUUGUUAUUAAAGUGUCACUUCAUAAUCAAGUCACCACCCCUCCCCUUCACAGAUAUACCCCAACCUUCCAGACCUGAAAUUGUUAUCCGAAGGGAUUGUUCCCUGUACUAUUUGUGUGUACAUUAAGAUAAUCAUAGUUUAUGUGGUUAUAAAAGUGAGGCUUGAUGUGCAGUAAUCAUAUUUUUUGUCUCGUUUUGAUUGGUAAAUAUAUUUGAUGGUUAUUUUUGUAAAAAAGUUGUAACUUGAAUAAGAAAUGUUUGACAGAAUACUGAUUUAUAUAUACGUGUACAGGUGGUGUGAUAAUUUACUGCACUUUCUAUUAACAAUAGUGCAGAUCUACAUAGAAAAUUUUGUGUUCUUUGUAUCUUUGUUUAUGUGAUUGUUGUUAUCAUUUUCGAUGUUUUAAUACUCCGACUGGGCUGAUGAUCAUAUGGCUGUCAUAUGGCCUAACACUUAACAACCAUAUUUCUAAGUUCUCAUUGGCUAGACAAAUAAAGUUUAGUUACAAUUUGAAUAUUAUACCAGGUUUUUUUUUGGAGAGUGGUAUUUGUUAAAAUUCAGAUAAGAUAAGUCCGUGGUGUAUGGCUGCCUUGAACAGGUUGGUAGAAUUAGUUGAUUAGCCUAGAUCAGUAUGCAAGUUUCUUAUUCUGCUCUGUUCUGGUAACUGUGUGUAGUAUUGAAGUCUUGAUUUAUAUAAGGGUAUGUGAUGGAUUAUUACUGUCACUCUUCGAUCCUUUGCCCAGUUGGAGGUUUGUUCAAUUCUGUGAAGUGCCGAUGACAGAUGUGGAACAAGUUUGAUGUUAUUUGAGGGUGGCAUGGUAGAAUGGCUGAUAUCAAAGAUAUCAGAAUGUCUGUCGGGGGUUAACUUUCUACAUUCAGUGCUGCAGAAGAAUUUUCUUCUCUUAAUUGGAUUUUGAAAGAGCUGUAGGGCUUGCGAGGGCGAGUGUUAAAUUUUUGUUUUGUUUUGUCCGAGUUUUGGUGCAUCAGUACAAGUUGUUGAUUGUUCGAGGGUAUAUGUUGUGCGACUGCUGGAAGAAUGCUGACAUGUGAAUGCUGGAGAAGUGUACAUAAUAUGGAUCUAAAUGUGUGAGUAAUACUGGUGAUACAGAUUUUAUAGUGGUAUAAGAGAUUAGUUGUUUGACAUUACGUGUUGUGAAGACAGUCAAGUCUAUAUAUACAUAUAUAAAAAGUAUAUCUUUUACCUUAUAAAUAUCUUGGCUACACUGAUUGAUUGAAUAUUCUUUGGUUAUUUUGUAAAACUUGAUGUGAAACCUUCUUACAUUUGAUGCAUAUUUUUUUUUUUUUUUUUUUGACUUUAAAAGUUGUUAGACUUUCCAGAUUAUUUUUUUUAACCUAUCCGCCUCUCCCUCCCAACCCCUCUUCAAAAAAUCUUGUAAAUAAUGUAUUUCUCUUUUUUUAACCCCAGACUGCAGGAUGCGUUUCAAAAAGCAGCUGAACCUUUGCUCCCGACAUAUCUUUGUGUUCAACUGAUCCAUUUUGUGAUCAGUGACAGAAGUCUUGUCUUAGGCUCCUGGUAUAUAAGGUUCAGUUUAAAUGCAAUAAUGCGAAUACCAUGUGAAUUUGAACUAAAAUUUGAAAAAAAAAAAGAGAGAAAAAUUUGUGACAGUUUUAUACGUAUUAGGGCAGUGUUCUCUAGGAGAAAAAGAUUAGAAAGAAGUUUCUUGCUAUAGGGGCACAAUAGUGUUGUGUCAGUAAGGAAUGUUGGUAAAGCUGAAGAGGUAUUGAUUUGCAUCGAUUCAUUCAUCUAGUAAUUGGACUUACAUUUUAAUUGGAAUUCUGUAAAAAUGUCAAUUUUAUUCGAAUAUUGAAAAAAUUUGCAUCCUGAAAUCUAGUGAUGAAUUAGAAUAAAUUCUCAACUGGUCUUGGAUGGAGGGGACCAAUAUCUUAUGUGAAAAAGGGUGAAAAAAAUUAUUUUAAAUUGAUGUUUUCAGGAUGUUUAUAUUAAAAAUUAAUAUAUCUGAAGUAGCUAUUGCAAGGAAUUUAUUUUCCUUAAAAAAAGUGUAAACAGUAUUCCAAAUCUUUUGAAAUUCGUUGUUAAACAUGCAAGUAUGUAUUAUUAUGAUGUGUUUGAAUGGCAGCCGCCUGUGAGAGAUGGGCAGUGUAGGGCGUGUGUCAAUCAUGUGCUGGUGCAGUAGUGCUAGCAGCUGAGGAGAACAGCUGUGGGAUUAUAGAGAUUAUUAUUACACAUUAUUUUGAGUUUCACUGUUGUAAGGAGUAAGAAUUGAUGGCAAAACAAAGUCUUUAUCCUUUUAGACUUUCCUACAGUGCAACAUACCGUAAUAUCAAUGGUUUCCUUAUCAAAGCUAGAGUUGAUUUAUGUCAAACUUGUCACUCAGUGCUUUAUAAGAAGUCUAAAAAAUAAAUUGUAAAAAAAAAGAAAA
Molecule: messenger RNA, 10268 nt
Organism: Ylistrum balloti
Lineage: Eukaryota; Metazoa; Mollusca; Bivalvia; Pectinida; Pectinidae
Product: eukaryotic translation initiation factor 4E transporter-like
Exons: 25
Coding region: 260-4750 (1496 amino acids)
Biological process (GO): negative regulation of translation
Cellular component (GO): nucleus; cytoplasm
Molecular function (GO): mRNA binding
Source: RefSeq, a predicted model, not a curated record